Staurois parvus is the source of this 280-nucleotide messenger RNA. NCBI's taxonomy places the organism in Eukaryota, Metazoa, Chordata, Amphibia, Anura, Ranidae. The record is from the annotation of a GenBank genome assembly.
AGUGUAGCCCCAUCAGUGCCACCUGUCAGUGUCCAUCAAUGCCAGCUGUCAGUGCUCAUCAAUGCCACCUGCCAGUGCCUAUCAGUGCCACAUAUCAGUGCCUACCAUCAGUGCCCCCUAUCAAUGCCAAUCAGUGAUGCCUAUCAGUGCGCAUCAGUGCCGCCUAUCAGUGUCCAUCAGUGCCGCCUAACAUUGCCAGUCAGUGUCACCUAACAGUGUCAGUCAGUGCCGCCUAUCAGUGCCAUAUAUGAGUGCUGCCUUUCAGUGCCCAUCAGUGAUG